This is a messenger RNA of Erigeron canadensis, 1314 nucleotides long. Its product is annotated as alpha-soluble NSF attachment protein-like. The coding region runs from base 214 to 1086 and encodes 290 amino acids. Gene Ontology annotation, cellular component: vacuolar membrane; SNARE complex. NCBI's taxonomy places the organism in Eukaryota, Viridiplantae, Streptophyta, Magnoliopsida, Asterales, Asteraceae. The transcript has 10 exons. The record is from RefSeq and is a predicted model, not a curated record. Gene Ontology annotation, biological process: SNARE complex disassembly; intracellular protein transport. Gene Ontology annotation, molecular function: syntaxin binding; soluble NSF attachment protein activity.
CAACUUCCUUCCUUUCCUUCCGAAACAAGAUCCUUCCCAUACUUUUCCAUUUUUCAUAGCUGAAUAAAAUCAAUAAUAAAAUAAAAUAAAAUAUAUAAAUUCAGCCGCUACCUUUCCCCACAUUUCAUAUCAUUUUCAUCUUAUAAAAUAAAAUAUAUAUUAAUCCUAUCGAUCCAAAAACAAAUAUUUCUUCAGAUUUUCAACUUGGGGAGAAUGUCUGAUCAAAUAGCAAAAGGCCUAGAGUUCGAGAAGAAAGCCGAAAAGAAGCUGAGUGGCUGGGGCAUCUUUGGAUCUAAGCACGAAGAUGCGGCUGAGUUGUAUGAAAAAGCAGCCAACUGUUACAAGCUUGCCAAAUCUUGGGACCAAGCUGGAGCCGUGUAUGUCAAGUUGGCUCAGUGUCAUUUGAAGGGAAGUGAUAGCAAACAUGAAGCUGCUAAUGCCUAUGCUGAUGCGGGUCAUGCGUAUAAGAAAACAAACACCAAGGAGUGCAUAGCUUGCCUAGAGCAAGCUUUGAAUUUGUUCAUGGAAAUUGGGAGGCUCAGCAUGUCUGCAAGAUACUGCAAGGAAAUUGCUGAGUUGUAUGAACAGGAGCAGAGCUUGGAGCAGGCAAUCUCUUACUACGAUAAAGCAGCUGAUCUUUUUCAAGGUGAAGAAGUAACAACUUCUGCAAAUCAAUGCAAGCAGAAAAUUGCACAAUUCUCAGCUCAGCUGGAACAGUAUCCGAAAGCUAUAGAGAUAUAUGAAGAGAUAGCACGGCAAUCUCUCAACAAUAACUUGCUAAAAUAUGGAGUUAGAGGGCAUCUACUUAACGCUGGCAUUUGCCAACUCUGUAAAGGCGAUGUUGUUGCUAUCACAAAUGCUUUGGAGCGUUAUCAGGAAUUGGAUCCAACAUUUUCUGGAACUCGUGAAUGCAGAUUACUGGCUGAUUUAGCUGCUGCACUGGAUGAGGAAGAUGUUGUAAAGUUUACUGAUGCUGUCAAGGAAUUCGACAGCAUGACUAAGCUGGAUGAGUGGAAGACGACCCUUCUGUUAAGAGUGAAACUGCUGCUCAAGGCCAAGGAGGAGGAAGAUGAUGAUCUUACUUGAGUUUUUUUUUUUUGACAUAAACAACUUUAUGGUGCUACUGCUAUUGGCUUUCGUCAUUUUAUGUGUGGAUUUUCAUAGUUUGGGGGGUUUUACUCGGGAGCAAAUAUGUAAUUUUUUAGGAGUACAUGUGCUUAGUACUUGGAUUUUUGGUUUUCAACUGGAUCCUAUACUUUGAUUUUUAAAGGUGUAUUUUGUGUGUAUUUUUGUGAAUCGGGUUGGAUUGCAUAA